AUGACCCUGUUGGAGCACCCUGAUGGGACUGUGCCAGAGACCCAAACGCUAGCGCUGCAGUCGUCCCCUCCCGCUGAUGGCUCUUCCCUGGGGCCUGCUGGCCAGGAGGACUGUGCUGAGGACCGGCCUCCCUGCUCUGUGCUGGAUGUGCUCAGCAGCCAUCAGAACCAGCUGGUUCCAGUGGUUCCAGUGGUAGCCAGCCGCCCGAUUCCAAGCCUCCGUUUCUUGCCUGUAGAAUUGGAGCCCUCUGGGCCGCAGGCUGGUGAGCUCUGGUCUGCACAGCCGCAUGGCCUGCUGGGAGGGGUCGCCGCCGAGAUCCUGCACGGGCUCUGGUUCUGGGUGCCCAUCGGGUCAGGACUGCCAUCUCUGGGGGAUGCCCGUCUUGGCGCCCCAACAGAAGAAACACCUAAUGCUUUUUGUUGCAUAGAGUCAGUUGAACGAAUGUUAUACCAGAGGGCCAUCGCGGAUUCAGGUUGUGAAAUAGGCGGUAACUACUCCCGCCAUCAGAAGAGGGGUCUGGAAGGCUUCCCGGAGCAGACAGGCUUCCCCCAGCCACACCUUGGAAAACAGACGUGCAAGUGCCGCAAUCAGCGCCGACAGGAACUCGGAUGCCCCUCGGUUUUGAGCAGCAGAACCUAAGCAACACCACGAUCACAGGCUUCCAGCGGCAUUGGGAAUCACAGUGAAGUGAUACCUACCUGACUUCUGCAAAACACCCAACCCAAACCAGCCCACAGUAUCCAACGGAGAUCAGCAAACGGGCUGCCAUGAACAUAGCAGUUUUCUGCCCUUCAGGGAAAACACAGAUAAUAAAUACAAAUGACACGCAUUUACAAUAGAAGCCACGGGUGGGGCAGCAGUAGGUGAACACAGAGACGUUCACGCUGAGGAAGAUGGAAGAGUGAUGCCUUUCACACACCCGGUCCAGGGGCGGGGGAGCAAAUGAGCUGACCCAGCCACGCGGGAGAAUGCGAUUGCUUCAGCUUCGAGUGAUGGAAGUGAAAGAGCCGCUGUGCACAGCCAGGCUGCGUGGCCGCGGCCUGAGAGCGCGGGGGUCCGUGCUCGCUUCCCACGGCAGGGCCGGACGGCGGGCUUCCCCCCAGCACCGCACAGAGCUGGCUUCUGCUCUCUGCAGCCCCAGAUCUUUCUGGGUGCUCAUCCGGCACGCUUCUUCCCCCCAGCGCCAAAUACUAUCUUUCCAGCAGGACCCUGAAAGACUGGGAUUGGAUUUGGUGCACAGACCGCGGUAGUCGGGGUGAAGGCAGUUCCUAGAACAAGUCGCUUGGCCUAGAUAAAUGCAGCUCGGUCCCAGGAAGAGCCGAGGGGCUGAUAGCUGAUGGAGGCCGCAUACUUUCCAGCCCACUCACGCGAACAGGGAGCAGCCACCCGGGGUCCCGGAGCCAAGUCUCGCUGGGUGCCUGUUAAACAGUCUUGCUGGAACGCGGCCAGGCGUUCGGUUUAUGUGUCGUCUGCGGCUGCUUUUGUGUUACAGUGGCGGGGCUGGGGAGUUGCAGCAGAGGCCAUUUGGCCCGCCACACUGAAAAUACUGUAUCUAUUAGCUGGCCCUUUACAGAAAAUAUUUGCUGACCCUCGCUCUAGAAGGACCAGGCCCAGAACACCCAUCCGCUCCUUACAAAAGUGGCUCCCCUUCUAGGACUGGUUUUGAAAAAAGCCCAAGGUCUCGUUUGCUAGUCUGUUAGGGAGCGAAGCCUGUCUAGGAGAGGCUUUGAAUAACUGCAAGAACCCCGCAGCUGAGACCCACUGCCAUCUUCUCUCUCUUCCUCUCACUUUUGGUUCUGUCUCUCCUUUCUGCCUUUCUUUUACCCGCUCUGACUCCUGUCCUUGUUGCUAAAUUCUGAUGAGGAUCUGGA
Molecule: messenger RNA, 1871 nt
Organism: Tupaia belangeri chinensis (Chinese tree shrew)
Lineage: Eukaryota; Metazoa; Chordata; Mammalia; Scandentia; Tupaiidae
Exons: 4
Coding region: 1-639 (212 amino acids)
Source: RefSeq, a predicted model, not a curated record